CUUCCAGCGCGCAUCUCCAUAAACCACUGGUUGUCAGGUGUACCGUGAUCAAACACGUCCCUUACCAGUACAGAGCGGUACUCGUAUCUAAAACCAUUGCAGAAAUAUGUUUGUUUUCCUUCUCUGUGAAACAAUGUGACUGAGGUGAUAUGCGUCCGGCGCACAGACCAGUGCGUAUCCAUGCACCUGUUGACGCGCUCCGAUCAGAAAUAAUGGGAGACAUUUUAAACAACACUAGAACUUUAAACAAAAGUUUAAUGGAUCCACACAAGUUUAGCAGUCUGGAGGAUAUCGACGUGACUGCUGAUGGUAGCCUCGUGCUGAGGAUUAUAAUCUCGGUGGUCUACUCCGUGGUGUGCGCCGUGGGUCUGGUCGGGAACCUUUUGGUGUUCUUCUUGAUGAAGGUACGGCAGGGUCGAAAGAAAUCCACCAUUAACGUAUUUGUCAUCCAUUUAGCCGUGACUGACUUUCAGUUUGUCUUGACUUUGCCUUUUUGGGCGGUGGAUACGGCGCUGGAUUUCAGCUGGCCGUUUGGUAACGCCAUGUGCAAGAUCAUUUUAUCGGUCACCGUGAUGAACAUGUACGCCAGCGUGUUUUUUCUCACCGCUAUGAGCAUCACUCGUUACUGGUCUGUCGCAUCCGCCCUUAAGAUCCCUUCUAGAAAAAGGUCUGCAUCUGUGAAAUGGAUCUGUGCUGUGUUGUGGAUACUGGCGACUAUAGCCACCGCUCCAACUACCAUUUUCUCCACGGUGACAGUCGUGGCAGGUGAAAAACUGUGUCUCCUCAGGUUUCCAGAUGGCCACGAUUGGCUUGCUCUUUAUCACCUUCAGAAAAUAGUCAUUGCAUUCAUCCUGCCCAUGUUCAUCCUGUCGGUAUGUUAUCUCUUACUUUUAAGGUUUAUUCGACAAAGGGUCGUUAAAAAUCACCAAGGGAGGCGAUCUAAUGUCACCAAAUCUGUCACCGUGGUGGUCCUCUCCUUUUUUAUUUGCUGGAUGCCAAACCACGCCAUCACCCUUUGGGGCGUCCUGGUGAAACUGAACGCUGUCAACUGGGAUAAAUCGUAUUAUAUGGUGCAUACUUACAUUUUCCCCUUGACUGUCUGUCUCGCCCAUACGAAUAGUUGUCUGAAUCCAGUUUUGUAUUGUCUGAUGAGAAGAGAGUUUAGGAAGAUGUUGCAUAGUUUGUUUUGGCGCGUGUCAUCACCUGUUUCCAAAGCUGCAAAAUUGCAUGGAUACAGCUGUGACAUGCAUCAAAAUCAGGAUGACGCACACACUCGGGUCCAUUUAAACGUGAUCGACACGCAGCAAUCCGCUCGGACUAAUGCAGCACAGGUUACCUGCUAAAACAAUGCACACAUGUUUCUGUUCUUAUGAAUGUCAGAAUGUUUUAACGGUGUUUAAUUUUAAUACUUGCUCGUGUCAGUGUCUCAUAUCAUGUUGUACACAUUAUGUGACAUCAAACAAUGGAACAAUUAACAAUGCAAAAUAUAUGCACAUUUUUAUUGUUAUCUCAACAACACAGACUCCAAAUCUGAUGAUACAGUCGUCAUAGUCUUUGCAUGUGACACAAGGCGGCUUUUGCAUUAUAUUAAAUCUGUUUGUGUAUAUUUUGUUCUGUAAGUGUUAUUUACAGUAUAUUGUUAUUAAACAAGUGUUUGUAAAUAUAAAAUUGAAAACCGAAGAUGUACAGUAUGAAGUAUUUUGACAGCAAGACAUGCUUGCAAAAGAAAAUACAUAUUGUAUUUAUGCUGUAAUAUCGUUCGAAUAAGAUGUAAAUAUUACAUUCACUUCAUCUCUUUAACUGAAUGGAUACCCGAGUGAAAUCCACCAUUAGGCUUGGUUCGAUUCAUCUACUGAUAACACAUUUAUUUCAUUUCCUUCUGCAAGCACUGUUUAUUGUCUGUUAUGAUCAUCAAGUUAAUUAAGAUCCUCAAGAAGCUAAAUAGAAUAAAUCUUCAA
Molecule: messenger RNA, 1958 nt
Organism: Triplophysa rosa
Lineage: Eukaryota; Metazoa; Chordata; Actinopteri; Cypriniformes; Nemacheilidae
Gene: rxfp3.3a2
Product: relaxin family peptide receptor 3.3a2
Exons: 1
Coding region: 150-1343 (397 amino acids)
Biological process (GO): G protein-coupled receptor signaling pathway; immune response
Cellular component (GO): membrane
Molecular function (GO): G protein-coupled receptor activity
Source: RefSeq, a predicted model, not a curated record